This is a messenger RNA of Hibiscus syriacus, 4760 nucleotides long. RefSeq names its product reticulocyte-binding protein 2 homolog a-like. The transcript has 9 exons. Bases 133 to 4521 code for a protein of 1462 amino acids. Lineage: Eukaryota; Viridiplantae; Streptophyta; Magnoliopsida; Malvales; Malvaceae. The record is from RefSeq and is a predicted model, not a curated record.
UGUUUUUUCAUUCAAUUUUCCCUUCCUCUCUCAGGAUUCAAUUGAUCAAUUUAUUUCCGGCAUUGGCGUCGGUGAACUAGCUCCGGCUACUGCUUUCGACCAGGUUUCGUUUUCGAUUAAUUGAAAGCGAAUAUGACUGUGGAUGAAGUGACGACCGUGCAUGUGGUGGUGGAGGAGGAGGUGCAAUCGUCUUCGUCCAAGGUUGAGAUUGCGGAGGAGGAGGAUCUGGUGAAGAAGAAUGGAAAUGAAGAUUUUUCCAAUGGCGUCAAUGGGAGGACUGCCAGGGAAGACAACGAUGGUGACGGUGAUUAUGUUUUCGUUAACGGAAACGAAGAAGAAAAUGGAGGUCCAGUGGAGUCGGAUCUUGAGAAAAACGGAAAUGGCAUUGCUGGAAGAGAUCAGGGGGUUGAGAGUAUGGAGACUGAAGGGGAAGUGAAAUCUAAAACUGAUUUGGUUAAGGAUUUGAGUGAAGAGGAUGAAUCUUGUAUUGAAAUUGUGGAUCAGGACAAGGAAUCGAUGGAAUUGUGCCACGCGGAGGCUUCUGUUGAUGAACAAAAAUCAGUGGAUCUUAUUCGGAGUGGUCCUGUUUUUGCUAUUAAUGCUGAAAAUGGCGUGUCAGAAACUGCCACGGCUGAUCAGAAUAGAGUCUCUGAAUCGGCUGAAGAUGUUUCUGAUGCUAAGAAUAUAGGUGAACACACUGGUUCAGGAGCUGCUGCUGUUGACUCCAGUGAUAAACAGAGUGAUGAGAUUUUUUCCAUCUCCGGUCCUGACGUCAAUGGUUCGGCUAAUGGUAGUGUUGAAGCCAAUGUUCUCGAUUUCAGGUCUAGAGGGAAUGAGGAAUUUGAAAUUGCUGUAGCUGAUGAUAGUGAUUACAAUGGAGAUGGUCUAGCUAAUGAUAAUGCUAAGGCCACUGUCUCUGAAGCCAAUGUUAUUGAUUCCAGGUCAAAAGAGAAUGGAGGCUCUGAAAUGGCUGUAGCCGAUGAUGGUGAUUGCAAUGGAAAUGCUUUAGCUAAUGAUACUGUCUCUGAAGCCAAUGUUCUCGAUUCCAGGUUAAAAGAGAAUGGAGGAUCUGAAAUGGCUGUAGCUGAUGAUGGUGAUUGCAAUGGAAAUGUGUUAGCUAAUGAUAGUGCCAAGGCCACUGUCUCUGAAGCCAAUGCUAUUUAUUCCAGGUCAAAAGAGACUGAGGGUUCUGAAAUAGUUGUAGCUGAUGAUGGCAAUUGCAAUGGAGAUGGUUUAGCUAAUGAUAGUGCUAAGGCCACUGUCUCUGAAGCCAAUGUUCUCGAUUCCAGGUUGAAAGAGAAUGAGGGCUCUGAAACGGCUGUAGCUGAUGAUGGCAACUGCAAUGGAGACGAUUUAGGUAAUGAUAGUGCUAAGGCCACUGUCUCUGAAGCCAAUGUUAUCGAUUCCAAGUCAAAAGAGAAUGGGGGUUCUGAAAUGAUCGUAGCUGAUGAUGACGGUUGCCAUGGAGAUGGUUUAACUAAUGAUAGUGCUAGGGUCGCUGUUUCUGAAGCCAAUGUUCUCGAUUUCAGGUUAAAAGAGAAUGAGAGUUCUGGAAUGGUAGUAGCUGAUGAUUGCAAUGGAGAUCGUGUAGCUUAUGGUAGUGCUAAGACCACUGUUUCUGAAGCUUCUGUAGAUACGAGGAAUAAACAGAAUGAGGUUUGUGAAUUGCCUGUAACUGAUGAUGGGGUUACUACCAUCUCUGUCUCUGACCGUGAUGGGGAUUGUUUACCUGAUGUUAGGGAAAAGGACACAGUUUCAGAAGCUGUUCUUGUUGACUCCAGUGAUGAACAGAAUGAGUCCUCUAACAGUGGUGAAGUUGAAGCUGAUUCUGCAUGUCUUUUCUCUAAUGUUAAUGGAGACAGGCCUGAACAAAAUAGGUUCUCUGAAACUACUGAGAUGGUGCUCCCAGAUGUUGUAUCUGGAAUUGAAUCAGUUAAAGUUGGGGAAAGCCUAACAGCUGCUGAUGAGUUUCCCAUGAAAAGUGGUUUGGGCUUAGAACACAUUACUGAACGAGAUUUGGGUUCGGUAGAUGAUACUAAUUUAGAGAAAGAAACUGGGAGUGGUUCUUUCUCCGAUGAAUGUGGAGAGGCCUUGCAGGAUGUUCACACUGAGGAUGGUAUUUCAGGUACGGUUCAGAUUAAUGACUCUGUUGAUUCAGGUCAGCCUUCUGAACUUGUGGAAAGCUCUAUCUCCCCCAUUACAAAUAAGAAUGUGCAUGUAACUGUUGAAGGGGUUCUUAAUGAUACAAUAGCUGAUGUCGUGGAAUGCACAUCCGCCACAGUUACACUCAAUAAUGAUGCAAGUGUUGAAAGUGGUGUUAGUGAUACUGCAAUUGAGGCUUUACCGCCUUCUUCUGUUGAUGACGAGAAACUGGAAACUGAAGUUAUUGAGUCAGAUGAGAAUAGUAGAGCUGGUUUUGAGAAUAAAGAGAUAGAUGUAAAGGAUGCGAGUGGUUCUAUUGAUGAUAAUUUUAAGUCAAGAUGCUUGACCAAUGGUGGUGAUUCUAUCUUAUCUGCAGAGUCUGAGGUUUCGAAAGUGCUUGUUGAAUGCCAUAGCUCUGAAACCGAUGAAAAAGUGGUGGAUGUGGUUGAUGUUCAAAAUGAUAGUAAUUCGGUUGCUACUGUAAGUAAUGAUGAGAAAGCACCUGCUGCAGAUAUUUCUAACAACGUUGAACUUGUACAUGAAUCUAGAGAAUCAGCUUGUGAUGCUAACAAUAACAAACAAUCUCCUGCUGUCAUGAAGGAAGCAAUUCGGUUUGGUAGUGUUGUAACAUGUCAGGAGUCAGAAGGACCAGAAGGCCUUGACGAGGUUAAAAGAAGUCCAUUUUACUUCUUGAUCAGGGUCCCAAGAUAUGAUGAUGAAAAUUUAAAAGAAAAAAUCAGGCUUGCUCAGAUUACAGUUGAUGAGAAAACCCAUAGUCGGGAUGCUGUUCGAACUGAAAUACAAAAGAUGAGGGCAAUUUGCAAGAAAUAUGGUGAUAAUGUCGAGGCUGCCAUAUCCCAAGAAAGAGCAAUACGAGAUCAGCAUAGGUCCAAACGUCAAGAAAUAGAUUCUAUUCAAUCUAUAAUGAACAUUGAGGAUAUUGACGCCAAGAUUCGAAACAUGGAACACAUGAUACAGCAUGAAACCAUGCCUCUUAAGGAUGAAAAACAGUAUAUUCAUCAAAUCAAGCAAUAUAAACAAACUCGUGAAUGGAUCUCAUCUAAUAUGGGUAAGCAGGAUGAAGUUCUGCAGGGUCCGGACCAAAAAGAACAAAUUAAAGAGCGCAUGAAGUCUUUAAAGAAGGAAGCGGACCAGUUGAAGGUCAAUCUCCUGAAGGCUGAAGCAGUCACUAAGGCUGCUAAGAAAGAGUAUCAUGAUGAAGCUGAAAAGUUAAACAAAUUGCAGUCCCAGUUCAAAGCUGCUGAUGACAUCCGCCAAGAUGCAUAUUCACAGUUGUUGAGCUUGAAGAAACAAUCAUAUGAGAAGAACAAUUUUUUUUGGCAGUACAGGGAUGAUGCAAAGGCAGCAAAUGAUUUGGCUUUGAAAGGGGACAAAGAGGCACUCCAAAAUCUGUGUGUUAACCAGGUUAAGAAUGUAAUGGACUUGUGGAACAACAAUGAUGAAUUCCGUAAGGAAUACAUCCGAUGCAAUGUCAGAAGCACAUUAAGGAGACUGAGGACAUUUGAUGGCCGCGCACUUGGUCCUGAUGAAGAGCCACCUGUAAUUCCUCAAGUAGUAAUCGAAAGAGUUGCCAAGGAUCGCACUGUGUCCAACUCAACUUUUGAAGAACAAACACAAGCUGAAACAGGUCCCGCAAAAGCUGAAACAGCAAAGGAUAAACCUGCCGCAAAGACCGUGGAGCAAAAGAAUGAGACGAGUAAACCAGAAAAGCCCGUAAAACCUGUUCCUCCAGCAAGUGGUUCAGCAACUGCUUCUAGCAGGGACACAAUUGAAGAAGCAGAAGAAGAAAAACCGAAGAUAACAAAGGAGGAAGAGGAAAGGCUUCGGAAGGCAGAGGAAUUGAGAAAGGAACAGGAAGCGGCUAAAUUGAGGGAGCAACGACGGUUGGAGGAGAUAGCUAAAGCUAAGGAAGCACUAGAAAGGAAGAGGCGAAACGCAGAGAAGGCCCAAGCCCGGGCUGAAUUAAGAGCUCAGAAAGAAGCUGAACAGAAAGAGAAGGAAAGGGAAAAGAGGGCCAAGAAGAAAGAAAGAAGAAAGGGAGCAUCAGUAUCAGGGGAUGCAAGUGUUAUAGAUGAAACCGAAUCUGCUCCGACUUUGGAAACUCCAACUGAAACACUGCAAGACUCUCAAAGUAAAGAGAAGCCAGUAACGGUGGCAAAGAGGUCUCAAAAGCCAACUCAGUUCACAAAGCAGAGCAAGGCAAAGGCCAUUCCACCGCCACUUCGCAAUCGCGGUAAGAGAAAGAUGCAGCCAUGGAUGUGGGUCCUCCUGACGUGCCUGGUAAUUUUCGCUUUGUUUUUGGUCGGAAACUAUAACUUCUCCUUCGACUUUGGGCUGCUGCAAAAGUUCAAGUUUUAAAGAUAGAUAUACACGUACACUGGUUUGGCUUAUUUCUUUUGUGCUCGCGCAGGGUGGGGUUAUUUUAUUUUAUAUAGUUGAUUUUCUUAAUUAUUUUUCCAUAGUUUUUGAAAUCAAUUACUAAAGCGUGUCAUUGAUUAGUGGUUUAUGUCGACUGCAAAAUUAAUAUGGUGGUAUUGUUAAGUUGGUACGGUGAUGGUGAUAUUUUAUUAUUUAUUAAUAAUAAUAAGGUACUGUAU